Coccinella septempunctata (seven-spotted ladybird) is the source of this 928-nucleotide messenger RNA. RefSeq names its product vacuolar protein sorting-associated protein 29 (gene Vps29). The transcript has 4 exons. Bases 115 to 663 code for a protein of 182 amino acids. Gene Ontology annotation, cellular component: endosome; retromer complex. Gene Ontology annotation, biological process: retrograde transport, endosome to Golgi; intracellular protein transport. The record is from RefSeq and is a predicted model, not a curated record. Lineage: Eukaryota; Metazoa; Arthropoda; Insecta; Coleoptera; Coccinellidae.
UUCGAACACAUCCCUGUGGAUUCAACAACCAACAACUCAAAUGUCAAAGUUUGAGGUUAUCAAAACGCCUAUAAUUUAUUAUCAGGAUUCAAGAACAAAUAAAUCACUAGUAAAAUGCUGGUUUUAGUACUAGGGGAUCUACAUAUUCCACAUAGAUGUAACAGUUUGCCAUUCAAAUUCAAAAAAUUGCUCGCUCCUGGGAGAAUUCAACACAUACUUUGCACCGGCAAUUUAUGCACGAAAGAGUCCUACGAUUACUUGAAAACCUUAGCUAGUGAUGUUCACAUAGUGAGAGGAGAUUUCGAUGAUAAUUUGAAUUACCCAGAACAAAAAGUGGUGGCAGUUGGUCAGUUUCGAAUAGGCCUAACUCAUGGGCAUCAGGUGGUGCCUUGGGGUGAUCCAGAAUCUCUAGCAGUGAUGCAGAGGCAGUUGGACGUUGAUAUCUUGAUAUCGGGUCACACACACAAAUUUGAAGCUUAUGAACAUGAGAACAAGUUCUACAUUAAUCCAGGAUCUGCUACUGGGGCGUAUAAUGCUUUAGACAACAAUAUCAUUCCUUCUUUCGUGUUGAUGGACAUCCAGAAUACAACAGUUGUUACCUAUGUUUACCAACUUGUAGGAGACGAUGUCAAGGUUGAAAGAAUAGAGUAUAAGAAAGUUUAAGAGAUAAUUUCCAUAUUUUUAUAUAGGCUAUAAGGAGUUGAGCUCUCAUGUUAUUCUGAUUUUUAUUUGUAUAUUAUUACUUUUAAAACAAAUUGUUAAAAUAAUUGAGUUAAAUCGAAUUAUAUUUUUUAAGAAUGAUAUAUCCCCGAUGUAUAUAUUUGAGAAGCAAUUGAAAGUUGCAUUUAUUGAAUUAAUCUCCAUGUUUGAAUGGAUGUGAGGAAGGAUUGUAAUUUGAGAAUGUUUUAAAUUAUAUGGAACAAUCUAA